This is a messenger RNA of Gadus chalcogrammus (walleye pollock), 1191 nucleotides long. RefSeq lists its product as uncharacterized. The coding region runs from base 1 to 1191 and encodes 396 amino acids. The transcript has 11 exons. NCBI's taxonomy places the organism in Eukaryota, Metazoa, Chordata, Actinopteri, Gadiformes, Gadidae. The record is from RefSeq and is a predicted model, not a curated record.
AUGAGGUCUGAGGGCAGAGAGGUUCCCAGCAGGUCCAGCGUGCUACCCUCCAUCUUGGAUUCCUAUGCAUCACCUGCGGGCUUCAGAAAGGGAAAGAAUGAAGACAACCCGCGCAGCCGCAGAAGCGAGGUCGUGCGAGAUGACGAUGACCUCAACCGGGAAGCCAACGAAAGGCGGCAGGCCCUGUGCGAGCGACGCCAUCUAGAGUCGUACAGGAACGUACGUCGCCUCAGAGACGCCCUCUACCGGCGUUACAUGGACCUGCUCCAGAAGAAGGUCCACUCCCAGCGGCUUGAGAUGCAGAGGCGAGCAGAACAGCACAGAUCCAAACCGGUGAAAGACAUCAAAUGGAAGAAGGAGCGGCUGGGCUUCUCCCGCCUGCAGCACGACGCCUCGUACCUGGAGGCCCUGCCCAAGACCAGCUUCUACCUGAUCCUGGAGCUGCAGAACCAGCUGGUGCAGCGGGGGGUUCUCAGGACCCGGCUGGACCUGGAGGACUUCGGGGGCCGCAUCGACUACCACCGGGGUCCUCAGUGCAUUCAGGACCACCUCCAGGAGAUCAGGCAGAAGAUGAUCCCUGAGGACCCAGUAGCAGAGUGGAUGGCCCCUGGAUCCCCCAGGUCUGAGGAGAGCAGACCAGAGCACCAGCCUCUCUACCCCAGGCCUGAGGAGCAGGACAGUGUGAGGACACCAGAGUCUGGUUCCGGGGGGAGUGGUGCAGAGCCGGCCUUCAGCAGCACCCUGGAGCAGGAGGCAGAGCGAAUGUUUCCCAAGAUGAAGGUGCCACGGUUUGCGGCUCUGCAGCCCGGCUUCGGGGUGAACCUGGAGAGCAAGGUGGUUGAAGUGCUGAGGUUUCCGGACAUCCCGAAGAAGAGCAGGAAGGCAGCGAUGCACCAGAGACACCUGAGACACAUGUAUGACGCCUCCCUCAUCAACAUGGCCGUCUCAAGGAGACUGCUGGACGGGGAGAGAGACACUCUGGGCAGGCCGGAGGCGGCCGCCAGCCAGGAACCGGUCGGUUCAGAGUGUGUCUUCCAGAGGCUCCACUCAGGAGAAGACCGAGAGCAGCAGGGCAUCGGGCCAGCCCUGCCUGUUCCUCCUCACUUCUCUACCUUCACCCAGUGCUCAGAGCCGUCCAAUCCGCUCGCCCCGAGAGAAAAGCAGGAUGUCCUCUCAAAGGUACAGUCAUGA